Clarias gariepinus (North African catfish) is the source of this 8379-nucleotide messenger RNA. RefSeq names its product matrix-remodeling-associated protein 5-like. The coding region runs from base 159 to 7526 and encodes 2455 amino acids. The record is from RefSeq and is a predicted model, not a curated record. The transcript is spliced from 7 exons. NCBI's taxonomy places the organism in Eukaryota, Metazoa, Chordata, Actinopteri, Siluriformes, Clariidae. Gene Ontology annotation, molecular function: protein binding.
CCGGUGUGUGAUGUGCUCUCACCCCGCAGCAUGGAGUAAAGGAGUGAGACUGGGGAUGUGAGUGUGUGUGUGUGUGUGUGUGUGUGAGGUGAUGUAGAGGUGUUACAGACUUUGGUGGCAGCAGAACUGACUCACUGCACACUCCUGAAGUCUUUGAGAUGAAGCUGCUGGAAAGACGAGGGAGGAUGGGAGACGUGAGCCUGUGUGUGUUGUCGAUGCUGGCGUUACUCGUCAUGUACCCGGACGCUGCCGCGGCCUGUCCUCGUCCUUGCGCCUGUUACGUCCCCACUGAAGUACACUGCACCUUCCGCUCCCUCGCCCUCGUCCCCUCGGGAGUGCCGAGAUCAGUUCAGCGCAUGAAUCUCGGCUUUAACAGCAUCUCUCGACUAGACAAGGACUCUUUAGCUGAACUGAGGAAGCUGGAGCUUCUGAUGAUGCACGGAAACAACAUCCAGCAGAUCCCCGAUGGUGUUUUUCGAGACUUGAUGUCCUUGCAGGUCCUGAAAAUAAGCUACAAUAAAGUCAAAGUGAUCAUGGGUUACACUCUGUCUGGUCUUACACACCUUGUAAGACUUUACCUGGACAACAACCACAUCGAGUUCAUCCAUCCAGACGCCUUCAGAGGCAUGACGUCGCUACGUCUGCUCCAACUCGAAGGCAACCGUCUGCAGAAGCUCCAUCCGUCUUCCUUCAGCACAUUUUCGUUGCUAAAUCACUUCCCCGUUUCCACAAUAAAACACCUCUACUUGGCGGAUAAUUACCUGACGACCCUGCCCAGAGAAGUGCUGAGGAACAUGCCACAUCUGGAGAACCUUUUCCUGUACGGGAACCCCUGGACCUGUGACUGUAGGCUGGACUGGCUCCAGGACUGGAUCGCACGCCAUUCAGAUGUGAUGAAAUGCAGGAAGGACAAAGCGCAUGCCAAGGAUCAGCCGUGUCCAGCGUGUGCCUCACCACGUCAUCUGAAAGGAAAACAAAUCUCUGAACUUAAGCAUUUCCAAUGCAUGGGACCAGUCAUUAGCAGCACUCCAGUGAAGGACGUUUUACACGAGGAACACCUCAGUGAGCUCCUUUCUCUGGAUUAUUUUAAACCACCUUUUGGAAACAUCACGCUGAACCUGUCAGAUGAACACGGAAACACGGUGGACUUGACCUGCCGAGUGUUAAAGCAGAGGGAGUCUGCAGAAAUCACAUGGAACUACACAGAGUCUUUGCAGAUCAGUGCUAACAUGACCCUGUCUUUCGACCUCGAAUGCCCGAUGGACAGGGAGAAGUACACGAGUUUAUGGCGACUGCUUGCGUAUUAUAGCGAGGUUGCUCUGCACCUCCGCAGGGAGAUCAUGUUAAGCAAAGAGCCGGAGGUGAGCUACAGAUACAAACAGGACAUCGAAAGGGAUGCGUACUAUUACACCGGAGUCCGAGCUCAUGUCCUGUCUCAUCCGUCUUGGCUCAUGCAAUCGUAUGUGAAUAUUCAGCUCAACAGGCCCUAUUCCACAUCCAAGACUGUAAAGCUCAUUUUUACAACUCAGACGUCUUCCACCACAGACGCUGACCAGGCAAGAUGGCAAAAGAGAUCCUGGGUUAUGAUCAAACACAACAACGCAACCCAGACAAUGUUUAGCUCAGUCGUGGGCAGUAAAGUCGAAAUGGACUGCAGUGUGGUGAGCUCUGGCGGUCCGAGCAUUCAGUGGAUGCUGCCUGAUGGCUCUAAGGUUAAGGCAUCUUCCAGCAGCCCAAAUAACAGGCUGUCUGUGUCCAGUUUGGGAAAACUGCUUAUCAAAGCCGUGGAUCAUUCAGACUCGGGUGUGUAUUACUGUAUCGCCGAAGUUCUGGGAGAUGUAGAUAUUCUUUCUUUUCGUUUAUCGGUUUUAGAAUCCUCCAGGGCCCCCACAGACCAGGAGGUCAAGAUUGCUUUUGAGAAAUUGGUCGGGGAACCAGUUUAUUUGCCUUGCAAUUCCGUCGCAUCACCAGAUGCCGAUGUGAACUGGAUCUUUCCAGAUGGUAGUGUGAUGAACGCCAAAGCAAACUCAUCUCGAGGUUUCGUCUUCUCCAAUGGAACACUCUUUAUUCCUCACUGCAGACCUGACGAUAAUGGACAUUACAAAUGUGUGGCUCUGAAUCAACAUGGAGAGGACACUCUUUCUGCAAAGCUCACCGUUAUGAGACGGCAAAGAACACAACCUCUCAGACGGUAUCCCAUGGGGCCCCUGUCUGCCUCAGGGGUGUCUACAAAGGUAAGAGCAAUUUUUGAGGAUAUGGAGGAGUCAUCUGGUGACGACACAGGACAGAGGAGGAUUCCACCAGAUAGAGGUUUUACAAACCAAAGAAGGGGACCGCAGUCAAGGUCACAAGGCUAUCCAGUAAGGAACUUUCCAGGCCACAGGAAGCCGAUCAAUAAUGGUUUGAUAGGUCAGCGAAGGGAAGGUGCUCUUGUAAACAGAAGGAAAAUCAACAAAUCUAAGAACCAAAUAGACCCACAGAGAUGGGCUGACUUUUUAGCCAAAAUUCGUGAGAAAACUGUUUUCAAUGCCACAACACCUAGCUCUCACCCAAGCAUUGCAGGACAAACGGUUCAGACUGUAGGUCAAGAUUCUCACAGUACCAUAGAGGGAUCUUCUCCGGAUGAUUUAAGCUCACUGAAAGAAGAGCUAAACACCAUUAUCACAUUUCAGACUCAAGGCCAACCAGUCACAGCUCCUUCACACACUGAAAACCAAUUGCAUCAAAUAAAACCUACUGGAUCAGGCAGUAAGACAGCAAAUGUGACACAGGGAGAUGUGAAAACCACAGCUGCACCUUAUUUAACCACUGAGGUAAAUAUUCUGGAGGGAAACCAUGUAAAUGCCUUAACCACCAGCACGUCACACAGACAAGAAAGACAAAGAAACCAAUUGGAAAAUAACCCAGCUGCUCCCAAUUCCGUGUUAAAGAACGAGCUUGGCAUCUCCAUUAAGUCUGCUGAUGUUAAGGAAUCCUACACAAAGAGUGAAAAAGACAAUGCACAAAAGAUGCUUAGCACGUCAUCGCCAACAAGCAAAGUCGUUUCAGCUAAUGUUAUAAAACAAAGACCUUUAUCCGGUACACAUUCCAGGGCCCCUUGGAACUCAAGGAGGCGAUUUGGAAGCAGAGGACGAAUAAACCGGUUAAGAUCAAGACCAUUCUUGCCUUUAAUCACAAACAGACCACAGUUAUUUACAGCACGUACGACUACUGAAAUACACAUCCCAUCGAUCACUACAGCUGUGACUGCCACACUAACAGCCGGCACAUCAAUUUCUUCCACUGCUACAUCUAUCACUUCUUCUCAGUACCUGAAAUCCUUAACAGACAACAGUCGUAACGGCAACGAUCAAACAGAUGUCUCGCCGUUAGCCGACAAAAUCAGUCAUCCUGCUCAAGACUUGGAGACGAGUGAGUCUUCCACCAUUCGGAUGACUGAAGCAACUCUCCCACAAUAUGGUUCACACCAUGCCGUACACACUACACCACCAGCAGUGACAGUGACCACAUCCCAGAGGAGAGCUAAUAAACAUACCUCCGAAGAGACCUCGGAGAAUGUGCAGAUACUCACUACAGAGAUGGAGAUUAAUUCCUAUACUGCCUCUACAUCUCAGCCAGAGCCAGGUUAUCAAACCCUUGUAGCCACUCAAGGAGGAAUUACAACACAACUUCCGGCGCUAACAACGUCUCAGAAGUCUGUCAAUGACAGUAACGCAACAGACGUCACCCCUUACGUAUCUGAAUCACACACAGUGGAAAGUCUCAGUAAAAUGCAAAUACUCAAUUAUACGCAUAAAUCUGUCACUUUUUUAACUGCCCCAGUCAAACCACUUCCACCUCCAGAUAGCCUUCAAUAUAAAGACACUUCUCAGGCAGAAGGUUUACUACAGGAAUCGUUGUCUGAUUUUUUAACAAACCAAAGUCAAGCUGAGUUUCUAACCACAACACUUCAUACUGUUCCGGAUGAAUACGAUUCUGUUUAUCCCAUCACGACUCCAGGCCCAGCGGUGGGAGAUGAAGAGGAGCUGUUGGGUAACAUAAGCAAAACUUCUGGUAUCAUUUCAACAACCGCCUCUCCAACAACACUGCCAAGCACUAAAGCCAAGAUUCAUACCUUAAAAAAACCUCUCACAACAAUAUCAACAACAACAACCAUGACACCCCCAGUAACAACCACAGAGUCUAGCUUUAAUACUCCAAUCAUAACUACUACUUUUGCACAAACAACCUCUUUGAAACACAGAAUUCCAUUUUAUUCAAGAAACCCUCCAACUAACCACAUUCCUAAUCAGGAUCAAAGAAGAACCCUUAAUUAUAAAUACCCCAACCAAAAACUUCCAUUUAUUACUCAUCAAACCCCAUCUGGUACACAUUCAUCUGUGCAGAUCCGCACAGACUUAGUCAGUUCGACCAGAUCAAGUGCGUCACCGAAAUCUUUUACACCCCUUCCUCAAGCAACUACUACAACAACCCCAAGACCAACCACAAAGCCGCUCAGAAGGAUGGAGACAGGUGUUCUAUCCACAAACCGACACCUUGGCGAGAACGUCCCUCUUUCUGAGACACCACAUGUUCCUGUACUGAGAGCGAGGCCCAGAAUCACCACUGCUAAUCUUACCACUGUCACCGUGAACGCUGAAACAGAUGUGCAGUUUCCGUGCUAUUCCCUGGGGGAUCCUAAGCCUUUUAUUACCUGGACCAAAAUCUCCACAGGAGCAGUUAUAUCGGUAAAUACAAGAAUACAGCGAUUUGAGGUCCAACCCAGUGGAACCUUGGUAAUCCGCAACGUUCAGCUCCAGGAUCGAGGACAGUAUGCCUGCACCGCCCGGACUCAGGAUGGUAUUGAUAGGAUUGUGGUCACCUUAAUGGUUCUGGUCCAAAUGCCAAUAAUCCUGCAUCCCUGGCAGCAAGACAUGACCGUGUACUUGGGAGACCAGGUCAACCUUGACUGUCAAGGCCAUGGUUUACCACACCCUCAGAUAAGCUGGGCUCUGCCAAACAAGACAGUGGUGCGAACGGUCAGCACUAGGGAGCAGAGGGUAAUGCUGUUUAGCAACGGGACACUUCAUUUGAAGCUCACUAGCUAUCCAGACAGUGGGAUCUAUAAGUGCAUUGCCAGUAACGUGGCAGGAGCGGCAACCAUAUCAGUUCGCCUUCACGUUACAGCGCUUCCACCCAUAAUUCAGCAACAGCGACGAGAAAACCAUACCAUUUCCGAGGGUCAGACCGCAUACAUCCACUGCAGCGCUAAAGGAGCCCCGUAUCCAAUGAUCCGCUGGAUCACCUUUACUGGUGUCCAAAUACGACCUUCCCAGUUCAUCAAUGGAAAUCUGUUUGUCUUUCCCAAUGGGACGCUAUACAUCCGCAACCCGACGGAAAAAGACUCUGGAACCUAUGAGUGUGUUGCUGUGAAUGCCGUGGGUGUAGCCAAGAGAAGCGUGAGUGUCCUGGUGAUGAAAGCGUCCUCUAUUGCCAAAAUUACCUUCGCCUCACCGCAAAGAACUGACGUCAGUUAUGGUGGCCACGUGAGGUUAGACUGCAGAGCUUCGGGAAGCCCUGAACCAAAAAUCAUCUGGAAAACUCCGUCCAAAAAACUCAUCGAUGCACAUUUCAGCUUUGAUCAAAGAAUGAAGGUGUUCAGCAACGGCACUCUCACUAUUAGAUCAGUAACAGACAAAGACCAUGGAGAUUACCUCUGUUUGGCCAGAAAUAAAAUGGGAGAUGAUUCUGCUCUCCUGAAAGUGACUGUCAUGAUGAAAGCAGCCACUAUUGAGAAGAAACAGUUUAAUAACCACAAGGUUCUUUAUGGAGGAGAUCUGAAAGUGGACUGCAUUGCAUCGGGCCUCCCGAACCCUGAGAUCAAAUGGAGUCUUCCAGAUGGCACCAUGGUUAAUAGCUUCAUGCAGGCGGAUGACAACAGAGUGCGCAUGAGGAGGUACGUUGUGUUUGGCAACGGUACUCUGUAUUUCAAUGAUGUGGGGAUGAGGGAGGAGGGAGACUACACAUGCUAUGCCGAGAAUCAGAUUGGAAAGGAUGAAAUGAAGAUUCACAUCAGAGUAGUGGCAGCCGCACCAACUAUACACGACAAAACUUUUGAGGUGAUCAGAGUCUCACAUGGAGAAACAGCAUUGCUUACAUGCAGGGCAAAAGCACAGCCUUCACCAACUAUAGCAUGGCUUUCUCCAAGCAACCACAUUGUAGGCCUGCCAGGAUCAAACAAAUACCAGCUUACAACUGACGGGACACUGCAAAUCCAUAAACUACAACGAUUGGACAGCGGAAACUACACUUGCUUGGCCAAAAAUACAGCAGGUACAGACCACAAGGUGGUUAGUGUUGAGGUUCUGACUUCAGCGCCCAUCAUUAAUGGAAUAAAGAGUCCCAUGACCAUGGCUGAGGAGACCGCUGAGAAGGACCAGCGGGUUCUCCUGGACUGCAAAGCUGAAGGCACACCCUAUCCCCAAGUCAUGUGGAUAAUGCCGAAGAACGUUGUGCUUCCAGCUCCUUACUAUGGCAGCAGGAUUAUGGUUCAUCGCAACGGUACACUUGAUAUCCGCAACGUACGUCCGAGUGACUCUGCACAGCUGCUCUGCAUAGCUCGCAAUGAGGCAGGCGAGGCCAGACUGCAGGUACAGCUCCACAUUACAGAGCGUGUUGAGAAACCAAAUCUGAAAAGCUCAGCCACAGAGACUGUCCAGUUCACCAGCGGUGUCUCUGUGAUCCUUAACUGCUCCAUGGAAGGAAACCCUCGUCCUGAGAUCACCUGGUCCCUUCCCAAUGGAACAACCCUGCUCAGUGGAACUAGAAUUUUCCGCUUCAACCAUCUGCCUGACGGAACUUUGAUCAUUAGAGACCCUUCGGUUUCAGAGGCAGGGAUGUACAAAUGCGUGGGCCGUAACAGUGCAGGUUCUGUGGAACGGACAGUGACUCUAGGGACCAACCAGAAGCCUACCAUCAGCAGCAAGUACAGCUCACUGGUCAGCAUUAUCAAUGGUGAAAACCUCCGACUAGACUGUUUGUCAAGCGGCAACCCAACACCCAAGCUUACCUGGACUCUACCAAGAGGAGAAAUCCUGACCAGGCCACAGAGGACAGGACGAUACAUCAUUUUUGACAACGGUACCCUAACAGUCCAACAGGCCUCCGUAUAUGAUCGAGGAACUUACCUGUGUAAUUCUGUUAACAAACACGGCACCUCGUCCAUGUCAGUCGCAGUGAUUGUGAUUGCUUAUCCACCUCGCAUCACCACUGGACCUUCAGCAGUCACUUAUGGGAGACCUGGAGUGGCAAUCAAGCUUGACUGUUUCUCAAUUGGUAUCCCAAAGCCAGAGGUACUUUGGGAGUUUCCAGAUAAAACCCAGCUUAAGUCAGGCCCCCAUCCGCGACUUUACGGCAAUAGGUACAUCCAUCCACAAGGCACUCUGGUGAUCCAGAACCCGUCGAGCAGGGACAGCGGUUUCUACAAGUGCACCGCCAAAAAUGUGGUCGGCAACGACAGCAAAGCAACCUACGUUUAUGUGUUUUGAUACAAAAAACAUGAUAUAAGUACCUACAUGCCUUAAAGAACUGCAGUGCAGAAAAUACUGAUGAGAAUAAGUGACUCUUGUGUAGAUACAUGAUAUGUGUUUAGAUAGCUGUUUAUUUUUUUCUGCUGGGAAAUUUUUUCUUGUAAAAAGCGAAUUAACAGAAAUGGAGAUGAUUAUCAUCACAAGCUAUAAAUCAGAGCAGAUUACAAGGGAAGAGAUGCGAGCCCUUCCUGUGACGCUGGGUGAAAUCCUUUUGGCGUUUUGUUUAGACCCCUGCUUCUCAUCGUGAGCUCCAGGGACGUCCAGGUUUCUGUAAAGCAAAGCGUCCAGGUCUGGAUUUUACCCUGGUUGAUGCAGUGGUAAAAACCAUAAUUAUAGAAUUAUUAUUAUUAUUUUAUUAUUAAUCUUAACUGGAAUUAUGGGAAAUUUUAAUUAGGUAUAAUUUUAUGGGUAAAAAGUACAUUAGAAUAUAAAAGAAUAUAAAAUAACCUUGUCUGGUUUUAAAAUCCUUUUGUGCUCGUUUAAAUAAUAUGCAUACUGUUUCCUGUAGAUCGUUUGUAAGAUACUGAUGGGAUCCAUGGGUCAGUUUUAUUAAGCUAAAGUACCAGGCUUUAAACUCACUUCAGAUGUUCUAUUGUUUAAUAAUUUAUGUUUUUUUUGUGGUAAAUAUUAAGUUUUGUUCUGUUUGUACACUACGUUUCAUAGCAAAAUGUGCUGUAUUGAAUUUUCUUUAAUGUACGUCUUUAAACACAAUUUUACGAUUAUGUUUAUAGUAAUACUCACUCCUUUUAUAAUUUAUUUGUCUUUUAAAGACUGAAUAGAGUCAUGAAGCAUUGUGUGUGUGUGUGUGUGU